AUCCAUCACAAUGGCUGUCGGACGCAGCGCCGCUCUCAAGCUCGACUGGACCAAGAUUGGCACGCAGCUGGGCCUCAAGGGCAGCACCGCUGCCUCUCUCCAAGCCUUCAAGAAGCGCAACGAUGACGCGCGCCGCAAGGUCCAGAUGCUCUCCGAGCAGCCCCAAACCGUAGACUUCGCCUACUACCGCUCCGUCCUCAAGAACACCGCCAUUGUCGACGAGAUUGAGAGGAGCUUCAAUGCCUUCAAGCCCCAGACCUACGAUGUGAACAGGCAGAUCAAGGCCAUCGAGGCGUUCGAGGCCCAGGCCGUGAAGAGCGCCGAGGAGACCAAGAGCGUGGUUGACAAGGAGUUGAGGGAUCUGCAGAAGACGCUGAAGAACAUUGAGGAGGCAAGGCCAUUCUCUGACCUCACUGUGGACGAGGUUGCUGCUGCUCAGCCCGACAUUGACAAGCGCACCGAGCAGCUUGUAUCGAAGGGCCGCUGGCACGUUCCGGGUUACAAGGAGAAAUUCGGCGAUUUGUCCGUUCUAUAGACAGUUUUCUCAUAUUGCCAACAUUACCCCGAUAUGGCUUGUACUACGUAUUGUGAAUAGCGACAAGGUCUCAAUGGCAUUUUAGAUCCAAUUCGCGCUUCCACCUCUCCUCGUUUUCACCCCAUUUUCACAGAUUGCUUUGCUGCGACCCUUGAAGUAAACUGGACGUCCUAGUAUUAUCCAUGAUAUUUUAGACGGUGUCAAGGAUUCCUUCCCCUCUCCCCUGUGCCACAGUAUAUAAGUGGACGGGAUUAACAUUCUGUUAUUACUCGGGUACAUUAUAGUCACAGUCGGUAGUGACAUUUUCCAUCGUCUC
Molecule: messenger RNA, 851 nt
Organism: Westerdykella ornata
Lineage: Eukaryota; Fungi; Ascomycota; Dothideomycetes; Pleosporales; Sporormiaceae
Product: mitochondrial ATP synthase
Exons: 4
Coding region: 11-535 (174 amino acids)
Biological process (GO): proton motive force-driven ATP synthesis
Molecular function (GO): proton transmembrane transporter activity
Source: RefSeq, a predicted model, not a curated record